AUGGUUGUUCGUGAGCUACCCGAUGAUUUGACUUUCUCGCAAUUUAUUGCAGAUGCAGCUACUAAACUUGUUGUCAUUGACUUUUACGCCGAGUGGUGUGGUCCAUGUCGUAUGAUUUCACCACAUGUAGAAAGACUGUCUGAAAAGUAUUUGCAAGUCGUUUUUAUUAAAGUUAAUGUGGAAAUAUGCAGACAAACGAGCAUUCAGUUGGGAAUUAAUGCAAUGCCUACUUUUGUUUUCUUAUAUAAUGGCUCUGAAGUGGACCGAAUGAUGGGCUCAAACGUGGAAAUGUUGGAAACAAAAAUUAUUCAGCAGCUUAAGGAAAGCAUUAUCGCAACAUCAGAUGAAAGGAUUUUCUUGGAAAAAUUCGUUGAAUAUUCACAACGGAUGCAAAUUUAUGAAGAUGAAAUAUCACAAACAUUAGCUAGAAGCCUUAUACCUUGUGACAGACUAAUGGAGGCAAGCAGAGUAAAUGGGAAAACAAACAAAUUUGAACUUCUGAAAUUGUUAUUAAAUUGGUUCAAAGAGGAUUUUUUUGUGUGGACUGAUGUCCCGAAAUGUGAAUUAUGUGGGCAGAGUGCAGAAAAAUCUGGAGUGAUGGAAGGAGGUCUAACGGAAGAAGAACAAAAAUGGGGUGCCUACCGGGUCGAAGUUUAUAAGUGCCGGAAAUGUGACACAAAUGUACGUUUCCCGCGCUAUAAUAAUCCAGUCAAGUUAUUGGAAACAAGAUGUGGUAGGUGUGGUGAAUGGGCGAAUUGUUUCACACUGUGCUCGCGAUCACUGGGUCUUGAAACACGGUGGGUUUACGAUGUUACAGAUCAUGUUUGGUGUGAAAUAUGGAUAGAGGAUUUGGACAGAUGGGUACAUUGUGAUCCAUGUGAAAAUGUAAUUGACACCCCUUUAUUAUAUGAAAAGGGAUGGGGAAAAAACUUAAAUUAUAUAUUCGCCUUUGGUUUGGAUCACGUACGAGAUGUUACAUGGAGAUAUACUUUCAAUCAUUUUGAAACGCUUAGAAGAAGGAAUUCUUGUCGAGAAAUAGUUCUGAGAGACUUCAUACGGGAACUGAACGUCCGCUAUGCAAGUUUGAUGUCGGAAGAGUGGAAGAAGGAAAUGGAAAGAAGGUAUAUGAAAGAACUGGUUGAAUUCAUCAGUCCUACUAUGCAGGUACGUGAUGGAAAUAAGGUAGAAGAGCAGGGAAGAAAAACAGGAUCGGAAGAAUGGAGGAAACAACGGGGAGAAAUAGGAGAUGGAAAAUCAAGUGGAAGGGUGCUUAUGCCGACUGAACAAGAAAUUUCUGAUAAAGUGUUCUGUUUGGAGUAUGACUGUGCCAAAGAUCAGUACGGAAGAGGUGUUGACUUAAUAAAAAGUUGGGAAAGCUUGAUUAGUAAACAAGAAAAUGUGCGUCGAGUAGUGGACCAAAUGAACAAUGUGGCAUAUUUGUGUUGCGAAGAGGGCAAAACAAGCGGUGAACUGUGCUGGUCGUUUGAUUUUGGUGUUCAGCACAUCAAAAACAUUGAGUUUCGUCUGGACGGCGUCAAAAAAGAAAGUGACGAUCUAAUAAGAGCAGUCAUUUGUUGCGGUGACAUAUGUACAGUGAUACCUCCAACCGGUGAAUUAGAGUUGAAAAUGAUUGAAGGCUCAAAAGUAGAUGUGAAGAUUUAUUUAUUGAGUGAGGAUGCACAGUUGUUCCUAAUUAACCUUUAUUCCGGGGACUGCGUCAAUUUUCAUAUUAAAGCUUACUUUUCCUAA
Cercopithifilaria johnstoni is the source of this 1749-nucleotide messenger RNA. The record is from the annotation of a GenBank genome assembly. Lineage: Eukaryota; Metazoa; Nematoda; Chromadorea; Rhabditida; Onchocercidae.